AUGCCUAGAAAAACAAAAGCUCGUUCUCGAUUAGAUAAAUAUUACAACCUUGCUAAGGAUCAAGGAUAUAGAUCCAGAGCAGCGUUUAAAUUGUUCUAAUUAAAUCGCAAAUACAAUUUUCUCAACAAUGCAAGAACAGUAGUAGAUUUAUGUGCUGCUCCUGGAGGGUGGAUGCAAGUCUGUGCUUAAAUAAUGCCUACAAGUUCAACCAUUAUUGGUUUGGAUUUAGUUCACAUUAAACCAAUACCAGGAUGUAAAGCAUUCACUUAAGACAUUACAACACCAUAAUGUGUAUAAUUACUUAAAAAGGAAAUACCAUAAAAAGCAGAUGUUAUCUUACAUGAUGGUGCUCCUAAUGUUGGAGCUAGUUGGGCUAAGGAUGCUUAUAACUAAAAUGAUCUUGUCUUGUCUUCCUUAAGAUUGGCAUCAUAAUUUUUAAAGAAGGGAGGAGUAUUUGUGACAAAAGUAUUUAGAUCAACAGAUUAUAAUUCAUUAAUGUGGGUCUUUAAUAAAUUUUUUACAAAGGUAGAAGCUACUAAACCUUUAGCAAGUAGAUUUGUUUCAGCUGAAAUAUUUGUUGUUUGUUUAGAUUAUUUAGCACCAGAAUAUAUUGAUGAGAAACUAUUUGAUUCUAAACAUGUGUUUAAAGAUACUGAAACAGAUAUGUUAUAGUAAUAAAUUUAAAAAGAAAUUGUUUCUGUUGAUAAAAUUCUUUAAAAGAGAACUUAGAGACAUAGAAGUGGAUAUGCUGAUGAUGUUCAUUAAACUGUUUAUUAAAUGAUAGAUUUUGAAGAGUUUCUUCAUGCUGAUAAUCCAUAUCCAAUAUUUAUUGAAUAUGCUGGAAUCAAAAUGACUGAGGAAGCUAAAGAAAAAUAUUUGGGUCUUACUAAACCUCCAUAAGAUUAUCAAAUAUUGAUGGAAGAUAUCAAAGUAUUGGGAAAGAGAGAAAUUAUAUAAUUAUUAAAAUGGAGAAGUAAAAUCAAGCAUUUUUUAUCAAAAUAAAAGAGAGAAUAAAAAUAACUACAAUAAUAGGAGGAACAAUAAAGUGCUGAAUAUGAAGAUCUUGAUGAAGCUGAAGGAGAUAGAGAAGUAAAUGAAGAAGAAGAAGUAGAGGAAUAAGAUGAUCUUGAAAAAUUGGUAGAUAAAUAGAAAGAAGCUUUGGAAUAAUAAUAUAUUGAAGAACAAAAGAAAGAAUUAAAAGAAUAAAGAAAAUAAAAAUAAAAAUAAGCUUAAUAAGAAAAGAAAUUAGCUGGAAGAGGAAUAGGAUUCACUCCUUAAGAAGAAGAUUAAGAAUUAUUUUAAUUUUCUAAACAUAAGAAUUUACUUAAAUUAGGUUAUGUAGAUGUAGAAGAUAAAUAAGAAGAUAAAUUAAAGAAAGAGAAAUUAGCAUUUAAUAAUUAAAAAUAAUUAGAUCAAAAUUUAGAAUUAAUUUAUGAAAAUAAAAAAUAAAAAAAAGAAAAUGCUUUAGAAAGAAUUAGAAAUAAAAAGUAAGCCUUAGAAUCUGAAUAAGAAGAAGUUGAUGAUGAGGAUCUUGCUUGUAAACCAAUUAAAAAAGUNAGAUGUUAUCUUACAUGAUGGUGCUCCUAAUGUUGGAGCUAGUUGGGCUAAGGAUGCUUAUAACUAAAAUGAUCUUGUCUUGUCUUCCUUAAGAUUGGCAUCAUAAUUUUUAAAGAAGGGAGGAGUAUUUGUGACAAAAGUAUUUAGAUCAACAGAUUAUAAUUCAUUAAUGUGGGUCUUUAAUAAAUUUUUUACAAAGGUAGAAGCUACUAAACCUUUAGCAAGUAGAUUUGUUUCAGCUGAAAUAUUUGUUGUUUGUUUAGAUUAUUUAGCACCAGAAUAUAUUGAUGAGAAACUAUUUGAUUCUAAACAUGUGUUUAAAGAUACUGAAACAGAUAUGUUAUAGUAAUAAAUUUAAAAAGAAAUUGUUUCUGUUGAUAAAAUUCUUUAAAAGAGAACUUAGAGACAUAGAAGUGGAUAUGCUGAUGAUGUUCAUUAAACUGUUUAUUAAAUGAUAGAUUUUGAAGAGUUUCUUCAUGCUGAUAAUCCAUAUCCAAUAUUUAUUGAAUAUGCUGGAAUCAAAAUGACUGAGGAAGCUAAAGAAAAAUAUUUGGGUCUUACUAAACCUCCAUAAGAUUAUCAAAUAUUGAUGGAAGAUAUCAAAGUAUUGGGAAAGAGAGAAAUUAUAUAAUUAUUAAAAUGGAGAAGUAAAAUCAAGCAUUUUUUAUCGAAAUAAAAGAGAGAAUAAAAAUAACUACAAUAAUAAGAGGAACAAUAAAGUGCUGAAUAUGAAGAUCUUGAUGAAGCUGAAGGAGAUAAAGAAGUAAAUGAAGAAGAAGAAGUAGAGGAAUAAGAUGAUCUUGAAAAAUUGGUAGAUAAAUAGAAAGAAGCUUUGGAAUAAUAAUAUAUUGAAGAACAAAAGAAAGAAUUAAAAGAAUAAAGAAAAUAAAAAUAAAAAUAAGCUUAAUAAGAAAAGAAAUUAGCUGGAAGAGGAAUAGGAUUCACUCCUUAAGAAGAAGAUUAAGAAUUAUUUUAAUUUUCUAAACAUAAGAAUUUACUUAAAUUAGGUUAUGUAGAUGUAGAAGAUAAAUAAGAAGAUAAAUUAAAGAAAGAGAAAUUAGCAUUUAAUAAUUAAAAAUAAUUAGAUCAAAAUUUAGAAUUAAUUUAUGAAAAUAAAAAAUAAAAAAAAGAAAAUGCUUUAGAAAGAAUUAGAAAUAAAAAGUAAGCCUUAGAAUCUGAAUAAGAAGAAGUUGAUGAUGAGGAUCUUGCUUGUAAACCAAUUAAAAAAGUUAAGAAAUAGGAAGAUCAUUUAAAGAUUUCAGAUUUAAAAAGCAAAUUCUUUGAUAAGGAAGAGUUCUCAAAAUUAAAGGAAUAACUUAAAACAUAGAAAGAGGGUGUAUUUGACAAUCCUUUAAAAAAUUAAAAUAUAACAUAAUUAGAAAAGAAGAAAAAAGAUAAAACUGAUAAGGAAUAACAUGCUGAUAAAUUCAAGAAUGAUUCAGAUAGUGAUGAACAAGAAGAGAAAGUUAUGGAUCCAAAAUAAUUGAAAAAUCUAUAAAAAUAAAUUCAAGAAGACUUAAAUUAAUUAGGUGAUAAUAAAGAUAUUGAUUUAUUGAAAAGGGUUGAUAAGAAAGAAUUAGAAUAUUAAAAAAAAUUAAGUAUUUAUUUAUAAAUCUAUUUUAGAUACAAAAAUUAAUUAAGAACCAUUACCAGGAGAAGAUGAAAAAGUAAAAUAAUUUGAACUUAAUCUCCCUAUUUCAGAUAUGGAAAAAAGAAGAAGAAAACUUAAAAAAUUAGCAGCAAGGGAAGAGAAAAGAGCUAAAUUAGCAUCUGAUAAGGAUCCAAAUCGUAAAGAAUUGGAAAUAGUAACAGAAAAGAAAAUAGAAGAUUAUGAUAUUGAUUAAUUAGCUACUAAUCUAGCAUUGGCAAAAAAAAUGAUGAGGAAAAAGACUAGAGAAUAAAUAAUAGAAAAUUCAUUUGGAAGAGAUAAAUGGGAAAAUGAAGAUUUACCUUAAUGGUUUGUAGAUGAUGAAGAAAGACAUGUAUUUAAGAUGGAACCUAUUACAAAAGAAGAAUUUUAAUAAGAAAAACAAAGAUUAUAUGAAAUCAAUUCUAGAGUACCUAAAAAAGUAUUUAAAUAAUAUCAUUAAUUAAGAUUAUGGAAGCUAAAAUAAGAAAAUGGAAGAAGGCUCAAAAGAAACUUAAAACAGCUGCAAAAAAAGCAUAGACAGUUUUUGAUACUGAUGGUAUUAAUGAAAGAACUAAAAUGUAAUAAGUGAGAAGAAUUUAUAAUAAAGAAAAAGCAAAUAUUUAAAAAGAAUAAGAAAGAAAAGUCAUUGUUGCCAGAAAAGGUUAAGCAAGUGGAAGUAUAUNUAUGUAGAUGUAGAAGAUAAAUAAGAAGAUAAAUUAAAGAAAGAGAAAUUAGCAUUUAAUAAUUAAAAAUAAUUAGAUCAAAAUUUAGAAUUAAUUUAUGAAAAUAAAAAAUAAAAAAAAGAAAAUGCUUUAGAAAGAAUUAGAAAUAAAAAGUAAGCCUUAGAAUCUGAAUAAGAAGAAGUUGAUGAUGAGGAUCUUGCUUGUAAACCAAUUAAAAAAGUUAAGAAAUAGGAAGAUCAUUUAAAGAUUUCAGAUUUAAAAAGCAAAUUCUUUGAUAAGGAAGAGUUCUCAAAAUUAAAGGAAUAACUUAAAACAUAGAAAGAGGGUGUAUUUGACAAUCCUUUAAAAAAUUAAAAUAUAACAUAAUUAGAAAAGAAGAAAAAAGAUAAAACUGAUAAGGAAUAACAUGCUGAUAAAUUCAAGAAUGAUUCAGAUAGUGAUGAACAAGAAGAGAAAGUUAUGGAUCCAAAAUAAUUGAAAAAUCUAUAAAAAUAAAUUCAAGAAGACUUAAAUUAAUUAGGUGAUAAUAAAGAUAUUGAUUUAUUGAAAAGGGUUGAUAAGAAAGAAUUAGAAUAUUAAAAAAAAUUAAGUAUUUAUUAAUAAAUCUAUUUUAGAUACAAAAAUUAAUUAAGAACCAUUACCAGGAGAAGAUGAAAAAGUAAAAUAAUUUGAACUUAAUCUCCCUAUUUCAGAUAUGGAAAAAAGAAGAAGAAAACUUAAAAAAUUAGCAGCAAGGGAAGAGAAAAGAGCUAAAUUAGCAUCUGAUAAGGAUCCAAAUCGUAAAGAAUUGGAAAUAGUAACAGAAAAGAAAAUAGAAGAUUAUGAUAUUGAUUAAUUAGCUACUAAUCUAGCAUUGGCAAAAAAAAUGAUGAGGAAAAAGACUAGAGAAUAAAUAAUAGAAAAUUCAUUUGGAAGAGAUAAAUGGGAAAAUGAAGAUUUACCUUAAUGGUUUGUAGAUGAUGAAGAAAGACAUGUAUUUAAAAUGGAACCUAUUACAAAAGAAGAAUUUUAAUAAGAAAAACAAAGAUUAUAUGAAAUCAAUUCUAGAGUACCUAAAAAAGUAUUUAAAUAAUAUCAUUAAUUAAGAUUAUGGAAGCUAAAAUAAGAAAAUGGAAGAAGGCUCAAAAGAAACUUAAAACAGCUGCAAAAAAAGCAUAGACAGUUUUUGAUACUGAUGGUAUUAAUGAAAGAACUAAAAUGUAAUAAGUGAGAAGAAUUUAUAAUAAAGAAAAAGCAAAUAUUUAAAAAGAAUAAGAAAGAAAAGUCAUUGUUGCCAGAAAAGGUUAAGCAAGUGGAAGUAUAUUUUUUAAUUUUAUUUUAGAAUUUAAAAGUUCAAGGAAAGUUCUAACAGUUGAUAAAAGAUUGAAAAAAGAUAAAAGAGCUAUGAAAGCUAAGGCAAGAAUUGGAAAAGGAAAAAAGAGAAGACAAGUUACAAGAAGAAAAGGAAAAAAGUAGAAGUCUUGA
This is a messenger RNA of Paramecium pentaurelia, 5334 nucleotides long. Lineage: Eukaryota; Ciliophora; Oligohymenophorea; Peniculida; Parameciidae. The record is from the annotation of a GenBank genome assembly.